This is a messenger RNA of Dracunculus medinensis (Guinea worm), 1260 nucleotides long. NCBI's taxonomy places the organism in Eukaryota, Metazoa, Nematoda, Chromadorea, Rhabditida, Dracunculidae. The record is from the annotation of a GenBank genome assembly.
AUGACAUCGAAAGGUAAAGAAAUUUAUAAUACAAUAAAGCGGUCGUUAAGCUCAACAGCAUCUGCUGUCGCGACAUCUUCAUCAAUGUCGAAUCAUUCUCGUUAUGUUGCUCCAUCAGUUAAGCAAUGGAUUCAUCCACCUGAUAUAUUGCUGAAUGGUCGAGUAGAAUAUUCCGUAAAAAUGCUUGGUCAGAUCGAAGUUAAAGAAGCUAAAGGAACACAUGUAAUUCGUGAUGCUAUACAUGCUAUACGUUUUCAGUUACAAGUGAAUCGUGGUGUAACUGGACAUUCCGGUGCGAAAUUGAAAAAAGUCGAUUUACAUAUAAAUGUAGAUGGUGUUACAAUUGUUGAUAACAAAACUAAAAUGAUACUAUUCAAAUAUCCCCUUCAUAGGAUUUCUUUUUGUGCAGAUGACAAACAAGAUAAACGAGUAUUUUCAUUCAUUGCAAAAGCAGAAUCAUCAUCCCGUCAUGAUUGUUUCGUGUUUUUGAGUGAAAAAUUGGCUGAGCAAAUUACGUUAACAGUUGGUGAAGCAUUUGAUCUUGCUUAUCAAAAAUUUCUUGAGAAGAAUGGUAGAGAUCUCGAAAAUAGGAAACAACUUAUUGUUCUGCGCAAAAGAAUAGCGGAACUGGAAACCGAAAAUAACGAAUUACGAAUAAAAUUGGCAGAAGCGUUAAAAAAAAAUUCUGUAAAUGGUAAUAUAUACGCACCGUCGCUUCCAACUACUCCUAUGCCAAGUGAACCUCCAUCUAGUGUUUCAUCAAACAACACGAUUCCACGUGCUUUAAUUCCACCUCCAUCAUUUUCGAAACGACAGAAUAUUGCUCCGAAUUCUUUGGCUAGCGAACUUCGUUCAAGUGGGCCAUGUGUUGGUAGAAAGUUGGAAAAUCUUGAAUUGGAUAAAAUGGAAGAUAUUUUCGAUAAUCAGUUUGAUCCACGAGCUGAUGAACGAAAGAAAAAGCUAUAUGAAAAAACAAAGAAGGAUAAAUUCGGACUUGAUCCGUUCGGUGAUGAUUUUAUGAAUGAAGUGCUCAACAUGGAACCGAAUACUGGCAGAAAUGACAAAAAUGUUGAAAUAGAACCAACUCCUGAAGAUCUAGAAAAAAUGCUGUCAAUGGUGGAUGAGCGUCUAUCUGAGCUACGUGAUGGAUUCGCUUCGGGUGUUUUGGCUAUGGGUGACACAGGUGAUUCUGCUCGUGACUUGCAUAAUAUCUACAGCGUUCCACAACAAAGUUCAAUGGAAGAGGAAUCACUGAAAUGA